Molecule: messenger RNA, 10580 nt
Organism: Cydia strobilella
Lineage: Eukaryota; Metazoa; Arthropoda; Insecta; Lepidoptera; Tortricidae
Gene: SK
Product: small conductance calcium-activated potassium channel protein
Exons: 18
Coding region: 733-3336 (867 amino acids)
Biological process (GO): potassium ion transmembrane transport
Cellular component (GO): neuronal cell body; neuron projection; plasma membrane
Molecular function (GO): calmodulin binding; small conductance calcium-activated potassium channel activity
Source: RefSeq, a predicted model, not a curated record
GCAUGAAAAGGUUUCAGUAUGUUCAGUCGGUCCGCGUUAGUGCGGCAGGGCGGACGUAUGCUGAAGCCGCCCAGAGUUGCCGCGAAAUAUUUGAAACAUUGCCGCUUUUAUGGAUGUGUAAAUAUUUUUUGAACUUAUCGAAGACAACAUAAGCGAGUGCUAACUAUAAUUUUAUGAGUAUCAGUCCAGACAUCAGUAAACAUAAUCGAUUGCACAGUAAUUAAAUUUUGUUAUCAUCCUCACAGACGUACUUUUUAUAAUUAGUGAAUGUGUAUGAUGGAUGUGUGUUUAUGUGUUUUACUUUUAUCAACUAUGUAGGUAGAAUACUUUACCUUUCAACCUAUUAGCCAAAAACUUUAGAAGUUAUUUAUCUAUACCCGUAACUAAGUGAACCAAUGUAGAUAUAAACCCGUCGGUCCAAACUAAGUGACUUAAAACACUGAUAUCAUAACUAUAUCAACCAAUUACGUAUUCAUAUCUAGAACCCAAAUAUCCAAAGAACUGUAAAUAUAUUUUCGGGAGAAAAAAAUCGAUUCUGGUGCGCGGACCAAACUUUGGCUUGAUGUAAUUAUAUCUUGUUAGUGUAAAUAGUGUAGACUAUGACUAGUGAGUAGUGAACAUUUUGUGAUUAUUAGUGAAAUUUAUUAUCUGUACAGCAAUUUUCACGCCUCGGCAACUUAAUUCAAGUUUCAAGCGGCCUCAACGAAAUUCUAUCGAUUUCAACUGGAAAAAAUGUCGGUUCCAACAACCGACAGCACUGAAGCCAUCACAAACUCCGGUUACGGGAGCAGCGAUGAGACGGCCAGCUUAUUGGUCUCCGGCCCCUCCGUUACCGUCAUCGUCCCCUCGGAGAACAGAACCGCCAAACCCGUACUACAGCGACAAGACUGCACCACCCAUCUAAGACCUCAACUGUCCGGCGGUCCCGGCAGCGAGGAAUCCGGAACAUCCAUAAGAAUGGAAGAAGGAGCCGCUAGAAGCGUGCCAGAUAUAGAACUUCAAUGCAGAGACCAAGUGUCAGACCGCCCACAGACACUGGUGUCUCCCAUAGCAACCUGCUCGCAUAGGGGGUCAGUAACCGCCUGCCAGCUAGUGCCACACACGUACGCUAGAUGUCGCGUUUGCGAGCGGAGGCAAUCUACAGCGCCUAUGUCAGCGCUACAGCUAGCGCGAUCUGUGUCGCGAGAAAGCGUUCGCUCGGGGCUGCACUACCCUUGUGGUUGCAACACGCUUCACGCUGUCAGCACUUGUCCGGUUAUACAUCCGCCAGCCUUAUUGAUACCGGCAACAAGUACUAGAAUCAUUCGGCAGAGCUCUCAGCCUGAGUCUAGCGCAUGCGCGGGGCACUGUCCUCACCACGCCCACCACCAUCCCAGCGCCUCGCUGCGGCAGCUAAGAGAACCCGGUGACGGCAUAGCGGGCAUCGCAGCCGACUCUCUCCGAAUAAAUGGAGGGAUGCGACCCUUCAAACAGGGCCUGCUACUAUGUCCACAAACCUUGUCGCAGACUCGACGGGCGCGCUUGCGACGCGCGUUCACUGAAGCGACCGGCGACACAGUUACCUACGUUAGAACGGCCUGUACAGUAAAUCGGGAUCAAACAGCACAGCUGCGAAAGCCGGUGUCGACGCUCUCGAUCCCCGGCGCGAUGAAGGCGUACUCCGGCGGGCGGGACGCGUCCACUGAGGAGGCUGGGGUGGCGCUCGUCGGCGUGCACAGCGAGUACCCUCGCUUCGGCGAGGAGCGGGCGCUCGGCGGCGGCACCUACAAGGGCGGGGGGGCGGCUAAGCACAAACCUAACAUAGGAUAUAGAUUAGGUAGGCGAAAGGCGUUAUUCGAAAAGCGAAAACGAAUAAGUGACUACGCACUAGUGAUGGGGAUGUUCGGUAUUAUAAUUAUGGUUAUAGAAAAUGAACUAUCAAGUGCCGGUGUUUAUACAAAGGCAUCAAUAUAUUCGCAGGCGUUAAAGACGCUUAUAUCAAUGUCAACUGUGAUCUUACUUGGCCUAAUCGUCGCGUAUCACGCUUUAGAAGUACAGUUAUUUAUGAUAGACAACUGCGCUGACGACUGGAGGAUAGCAAUGACGUGGCAGCGGAUAGCGCAGAUUGCACUGGAACUCGCCAUUUGUGCCGUCCACCCGAUCCCUGGCCAGUACACUUUCACGUGGACUACGAAACUGGCCAACAAAGGAGGCGUUAUAGGCGUUGAAGUUUUUCCUAAAAUUGGUACCUACGUACCGUACGACGUCACACUGUCGCUGCCUAUGUUCUUUCGGCUAUAUCUAAUAUGCAGGGUUAUGCUUCUUCAUAGUAAAUUAUUUACGGAUGCUUCGUCGCGAAGUAUAGGAGCCUUAAACAGAAUUAAUUUUAACACAAGGUUUGUCUUGAAGACACUUAUGACCAUUUGCCCCGGGACGGUGUUACUAGUUUUUAUGGUUUCCCUUUGGAUAAUUGCAAGCUGGACAUUAAGACAAUGUGAAAGGUUUCACGAUGAAGAACACGCUAAUCUACUGAAUGCAAUGUGGCUUAUUGCAAUUACGUUUCUCUCCGUCGGUUUUGGUGACAUUGUGCCAAACACGUAUUGCGGCAGAGGUAUUGCUGUUAGCACCGGCAUUAUGGGGGCUGGAUGUACAGCAUUAUUAGUGACCGUUGCUUCAAGAAAGUUAGAGUUAACUAGAGCGGAGAAACACGUGCAUAACUUCAUGAUGGAAACGCAACUAACAAAAAAGUUAAAAAAUGCAGCAGCCAACGUGUUACGAGAAACGUGGUUAAUAUAUAAACACACAAGACUGGUCAAAAGAGUUCAUCCGGGUCGAGUCCGAACUCACCAGAGGAAGUUCUUGUUAGCCAUAUAUGCAUUACGAAAAGUUAAAAUGGAUCAAAGAAAGUUAAUGGAUAAUGCCAACACAAUAACUGACAUGGCAAAGGACCCCUUUCUUUUGCAGACCCAAAAUACUGUUUACGAAAUAGUAUCCGAUAUGAGCACCAGACAAGAUAGUAUAGAAGAGAGACUAACCAGCUUAGAAGAAAAACUUACCGCCUUACAGGAACAAGUAAACAGCCUACCAGAUGUGGUGGCCAGGUGCUUGCAGCAGUGCUGGGAGCGGGCAGAGUCUCGUAAAAACUACCUGCAUCCAGACACUGCUGCGGCACCUACUCCACCCGCUAGCGUCAUAACCCCUCACGCCAGAACAUUAACGACAGCAUCACACCCCUGGCCUCCGAGCCCCAUCUUGCCGGGGGUCAGGACCCAUUCAGCCCCGGAGAGCACCGUGGUCCACUCCCCCGCUCCGACCAGCCCAGCGACUCACGGAGCUCGACCUCCGCUACCCAGCUGAGUACCGCCUUCCAACUCCGAACUGUUAUGCUGAACUCGUCAAAACUCGGCGCCCCUCCUCUGACCUCCCUUGAUAUAACUACGACCAGAUAAUGGCGAAAGAAAGAUAUCGUGGACCUCGAAAAUAGGAUGACUUUCGGUAGCUGCUCUUUUGGUGCUAAAUUAUCUUUUUCACCCAUAUCUCAGGUACCAGCACUUAAGCAUAUUUACUACUUUAGUGAUCUGAAUUUUAUCAAACACAUGAAUGUUACCAUUAAUAAGUAAACCAACGUUAGACACCAGCAUAUGAAUUUAACAAGCACAUUAGAAGAUUAUUAAUAAAUAAAAUUUAACAAUAAUAUUAAGAAGGGAGAUUCCUCACAAAAAAUAAUUCAGGUCUAUUGAUAUCAUUCUAUCGCCAAUGGACCACGCCUCGGAGCGAGAAAAGGUCAGCCGUAGUUUUUCGCUGUUCCCAAAAAGUUUCGGAUGUGUGGGACUGUUUUCUAAUAGGUAUUGCUUAGAUAGUGAAAAAAAUUAGCCAGAAAGGACUUGCUGUGGUGAUUAUACAAAAAUGCUUUAUCGAUACGCGCUUUAGAGUACGUUAGAAUAUAUUUUGAAUACAUUAUCAAGAUAGAUAUAGGUUAGUUUACUUACCAAUACGUCUGUUCACGUUUUAUCCUUUGUUUUAAGAACCAAUUAACACUGUAUUAAGACAUCGCAUACUGCAUCAAUUUUUUUGUAAAUAGAGGCCGGUGUCGAUUUUGGAGCAAAAAUGUAAAAUUGAUAGAUUUAGUCGUUGAAAUUAUACACGUUUUGUUACGUAAUAUCUAAAUAACAAGUAUUGGUUUCUAUUAGCACGUCUUCUCAUCUUGCCUUUUAAUAAUGAGGUCGCGAGCGUGCGUCACCGCUAAUAUAUGAAGAGAAGGGGCAGUUUUAAAAAAAUCGUCAAAAAAUUAUGGUGGUAAAUUAUACAAAUUGAUGUAUAAGAACAGUUUCUGAAAAUGUUGUAGAUUGUUUAAGUAUCAAAAUUACGUUGAAAUUAAGUAAAUUUUCAGAGAAAUUGUCACUUGUUUUAAAGUAAUUUCUGGAGAAAAUUGAAUUCGUUUAACUUUCAUUUCCUCGAACUCUUAAGUCAUAUAACAAAAAUGUAAUCUGAUAAAGGUCAAGUACAGAAUAUGUGUAAUACAAAUUUACCAUUUUUAGCAGUCCAAACUUUACGAAAUUUACAAAUAAGAGCGACAAAAUCAGUGCUUUCCGCGUGUUUACCUAAACGUCCAUCAGAAAAAAAACAUUACUAAUUUAGUGAGUUAGUUUUCAAAAAAUUGAUCUGAUAAAAGGCAAGAUAAGAAGUCGUGCUAAUAGAACUUGUUAUUUCAAUUAGGUAACAAAAGGUGUACAAUUUCACCGACUAAAUCUAUCAAUUUUACAUUUUUGCGACUAAAAUCGACACCGGCCUCUUAGUAUAACAAUGAAUCAGGCGUGCAAAUUUUUCAACUGUUUAUUAAUUUCCAUAAUAAGAUUUAUUUGAUUUAUAUAAAAGUAUAAAACCAAUUAACCGUUCUUUCCACUAUUUUUGAGCAUGUAUUUUAUCUUUAAUUACGACAAAAAGGAUUUUAUAUUAAGUAUGAAAAUGUUGGAAGUCAUCAAAAUUUUGAAAUAGCUAAUAAAAUUAUGAAAGUACUUGCACAGGGUUAGUAAUAAUGAAUACGAUUAUGUCAGUGGUGAAAGUCAAAGUAAAUUUUCAUAACCUGUACACUGUACAAUCCGCCAUCGCCAAGAUCAAAUUCAUAACCUGUACUCACCCUGUACUCCAGGAUAAAAAACUUUAUCGACUAUUUUAUUAAAAAAAAUAUUUUUUUUAACAAGCAGAAACGUCUCGCAUCUGCGAACGAUGCUAUUAAGCUUAGAAUAAAUUUAAAACUGGAAAAAAUACUGCCUUAGCUUGUUUGGGUAGGUAUUAUCCAGACGCCGUGAGUUUAAAACUCACCCGAGGCCUUAAAUUUUCCACUUUUAAAUUUAUUUUAUUCAAUUUUAAGAACUGAUAAUUUAUCAUCAUUCAAUACAUCGGUUAUAUAAAUACCUUGUAUUUGGAAAUGCUACAAAGAUUGUGUAAAAUCCUUUUUGCCAUGUUUUUUUACAAGACAUUUGUGUUAAUCUAGAAACAAGUGCCUAUUUUUGUCUUAUCACAUUGAAAUUAAGGCAUAAAAAGCUACGUGUUUCAACUUGCUACAAAAUAAAUAUGUCAAAUAUUGUUUGAGUUACUUUGACUCGUCUGAAAUAUUGAGGUAUCGUACAAUUAAGUUUUUUGCAUUAUGUACAAGUAUGUCUUUUAGGGAAAAAUAUAGUACAUAGAGAUUUUAUUGAACACUCAGACUUAAAUAAGAUACUUAAUGGCCAGUUAUUUCUAUAAAUUGGUUUUAGUUCCUAUGAGAGUAUUUAUUUAUAAUAAUUUAAGAUAAAGGUGUUGUGAACCUGCUUUUUUGACAAAUACCCUAUAUUAAUUAUAAUAGAGCACAUAGCGACUGUUUUUAGACCAAAUUUUUUUUCCUGUUAAAAAAAAAUAUUUAUGUUAAAUAAGUACCUACUGAAAAAAAUUAAAUUACUUUGUUUAAAGAGCAGAUUUGAACACCGAUAUAGUACGUUAUCUUGCUUGCCAGUUUUAGCUAUAAAGGAAAUGUAACAAUUGUAACGCGACAGACGGACGUCAGCACAUCAUACGAUCUAUAAGCCGUAUACACACUUUAUUUAGAUAUAGAUAAAUUGAAUUGUUACUACCUGCCUAUUGACACGUAGUUUGUCAAAUUUUUAUAACAUUAGAUUAAUUAGGUCAAGCUUUGAUAAGACAUUAAGAUUGAUGGCUGUCUAAAUAGUGCCUAAAACACUACGAAAAUUUCGAUAAUUCAGUUUUAUUACCUAGUAUGAAUUUGUAAAUAGACGAAAAACUUAAAAUUGAGAGCAUAAUAUUUUAUAGGAUUAUCUGAAUUAAUAGUGUUAUGAGUACGUGCGAUGGGAUCAAUAACUUUGUAUAUUUUAGUUCUGUAGCGUCUUUCAUUAAUGUAACACACUGUUUAGUAGUGCUAAAACACAACUAUUAUUUUAAGCAGAUAUGACUGUUUAGUCAUGGACGAGUGCUUACAAGUCCGUGAAAACAAUCAUUCGGUGAAAUCUGACGUUGUUAUAUUAUGUUUAAAAAAAAUGUGCGCCAAUAUAAAUAAUUAUAUCUGAAACCCUACGGCUAAAUCGUGGCCAUGAAAAUAUUCUACGCUGAGCGAAUUUCAUUUACGAUAAGGAUAGCAGUCAUAGGGCGAUACAUUUGUUAAAAAUAAAUUAAAUGUAUGGCUUACUGCUGCCAAAGUUUGCUUUCAACAAAUUUGCUCAAAACGUUUUUUUUUCACGGCCCUCAGGUUAGCUUCGUAUAUCAUCUUUUCGUGCACCUAAUCAAAUAAAAAUUAAAUAUUCAUUGAUCGCCCGGCCUAGUACCUAAAAUACGCGAAUGGCGAUAACACAUUGUAAAUAAAUGAAUCAUCAUGAACUAAUCCAAAUCAAUUGUGAAGUCUUUUUAAAAUGCUAUUACCGAUAUUUUUGACGCCAUAUUAUGUUUAAUCAAAUACAAGGUAUUCACAGUAUUUCAUUUAAUAUUUUGGCAAUAAAAUCAUACAUACUGUUAUAUAAACGACGACGACGAAGAGCGUUUACAAAUAGAAUACGAGCCAAAUAUGUUAAAACGAUAAAUAAAUAAAUACAUUAAUUACAAACAUUAUCAUCAGCCACAAAAACUCGAAGCAGUAACACAUUUACUUUCAACGAGGGCUACCGCUUUUGUGCUCACCAGUUGGCGCCACUGUAGAUGUAGGUCAAGAAAAACAGAUCUCAAUAUUCUUCUAUGCUUAUUUUUAUAAAAUCAAUACGUUCUAAUAUACACAAAGGUAUUUUAACGUCUAAAUGUGUCAUUUUUCAACAUGUUUUAUUGUGCAUAUAUUUUAGUUGGCACUUUUUUUAAAGCACUAACAUUUAUUGAGCUAUAUCUAUUGUUUACCAUGAUUAAUCAAAGACGGACAAAGAUUUACCACAAUUAUGAAUCAGGAGUGAAAAUUCCCGAUAAAAAAGCUUAAAACGUUCUAUGCAUUUGACAUUGUAAAAGAUCUCCCACACUAGCGCCCCUAGCGGCGAAAUUAAAAGCGGUAGCCCUCAUUGUUUAUUCCGAAGUAACGUUAGGGGCUAACAGAAAAUCUCUCAAAGUAAAUUAUACAUAAUAAAAUGUAUAAACCCAUGUUGAACUUCAUUAAUGCUUAUAAAAGCACUUACACUUGAAUAAGAAAUAUAAGAAAUCAACAUGAAAAGAAUAACAACCGCCGCUUUUAUAAAAAAAACUACCUACUAUUAUAAUAACCUAGUCAACAUACCAAAGUUAUAUUGUUUAUACCUUAGAAGUAAUUGCAGUUUAUUUACAAAAUAUUAUUUGGUAGUUGUAUGACGCUUUCCGCGCGCGCUCCUUCACAUAAACUUAAUCGAGUAUAGAUAAUUUUAAAACUCAAUAAAUUAAAACUUUUUUAUGUACUUUAACACAAGACCAGACUAAACGUACCAAACAUUGUAUUAAAAAUAAACAAGUAGAAGAAAUCUUAAUUGAAAUCCUAUUGUGAAAACACAUAGAUUAACUUAAUAUUUUGAAUUCAAGUUUGAGGUAGAAGUGUAUUAAAAAUAUUAACUUAGUUUUUAUGCGAAACACCAACUAGUAUUUUAGAGAUACAAUCAAUAAUAAAGUAGAAAUAAAUCAAUCUCUUUUGCAUAGUAAAAUUAAAUAUGAAAUCUUGUAUUGCCUUUCCCAUUUCAAAGUAUCGUAAAAAGUAUUUUAAAUUUAAUAUAUUUCCAUUUUCUAGUAUUUUAACUACCUCGAAAUUAUCACGUCUCUUUUGUAUUUAAUAUAGCAUUUAAUAAAUUUCGCUCCUCCUAUCUACAUGCCAAUUUAGAUUUGUAUGUGGGCUUAGAUUAAUUUAAUAAGAAGCUUAAAACAAUUUUUUUGGCAACUUCAUUGUUUUUUUUUUACCUGAUUAUAACGAAUUGAUUUGGAGACACGUCUUUUUGCAAGCUUUUUAUUGUCACAUUUUUUAUUAGUUUUUCUUGUUUAGAUCUAACCCUAACAGUAAACGUGUUUAAGAAGAUCAGGAUGCUUGAGCUGAAAUUACACCUUCUUGUCCGAUGAGGGAAGAAAAGACCUAAUAUUGCCGUCAAUAACAUGUGAGGUUUUAAUAAACAAGGAAUCAUCAGCAAAAUUCACCGUUGCUUUUCUAACCAAAAAAGUUUUUGAUGAAACAAAAGACACAUAUUAGGCUACGCGCGCACUGCGGUGCAGCGAGUUGCGGUGCGUUUUUAAAAACGCAAAGGAAAAAAAACCGUGUGUGUCCAGUACGCGCACAGCGGUGCAAUAUCCGCACGUUUUGCCAUUCUAGUCCCAACUCAAGUUAAGAACGGCCGUUGAAAAUGGACUACUACGCUCGGCGACGACAUGACUCCGCAGCACAGUGCCGCGAGAACAACUGCGUCACUGGAUGGCUACCGGCCAGUGUCCGCACGGAUUUUAUUCCGCAGUGCGCGGAUUUAUUCAAUAGUCCAAAGGAUGCAGAAAAUUCGUGCGGCGCCGCACCGCAACCAAUCUGCAGCAAACCACAGAUUUUAAUCCGCAUACAGAUUAUUUUCCGCAGUGCGCGCACUUCAAGGAGGUUGCAUAUUUCACAGAUUUCGCAGAAAUCCGCAGUGCGCGCGUAGCCUAAGAGACAAGUCCACAUCAAAUAUAAUAGGUAUUGUCUGAAAUAUAGGAAAGUAAAUCCUCACUUAAUAAAAACCAUCUUCAACAUUGACGCUUUAAUUAAAUUCCAAGCGCACAAUAUCAAAACCAUUCAACAUUAUCUUCCUAUUACCAAUUUGAUUCUUGUUGUAACAGUAGAAUAAUUGCUUUGUUUAAAUUCCUUAGGUACUCACAAAUAAAAGUGUUCGCAUACUUAUCAUAAAAAACAACAUAGCGAAAUCUUGUAUUACGAUUUUACUAUUCGAAAUAUAACUACCUAUUAUGGUACAUGUGCAGUCUCACAGACUUUACAGAGAAAACACCAACUGUGGUCUACCCCUUAUUCAUAAAACCUAGCAACUUCUUAAACCUUUGUAAAUUUUUGUCUCUUUCUAACAAACGAUUAUCAACGGUUUGUUAGAUUUGACAAAAGUUUGUGAUUGACGCUAUAACACCUUCGCUGCGGCAAUUAGUUAAGAGGCAACAGGAAUGGUCAUUUCUCCAUACAAACGUACUCGACUGUUUCCUCCGUGGUUUUUGAAGCUACAGCAAUGUUUUUUCAACACAGAUUAUUGUUAGUAAUAUCUGUGUGGGACUGUUGUGCUUUUAUUUUUAUUUUUUAAGGCGCUAGAGCACUUCGAAUAUUCGCAAAAACGGCCUAAUUUACUACGCCGGCCAAAUAGAGGCAUGGUAUUCGAAACUGACAUAUUUUAGCCUAAAAAGCAAAACAGUCCUACACAGAUAAUUUUAUUACCAUUUAGAUCUCAAAAUUUCGUUACAUUUGGUUAAGUUUUGGAGGAGGAAACAGUUGAGUACGAACCCUCGUUUUUUGCGAUAUUUUACGCAGGCAUUAUUAUAGGACUACUACACAGAUUGCUUGAUUUUGCAUUACUGCAUCAUUCAAAUAAUAGAUCCACCGAAACGAAGAUGUUCGGGUCACUUUUGGACCGCACCCACAGUUGGGAGAUUUUAAGCUAUGGUUAGGUGGUUUGACAUAUUAAGUAAUUUAUUUUCAUAAUAAUUGUCUGUGAGGCCGAACACAAGCAAACUUUAUCCUUUGUAAUACAUACAUAAGGCAUGUCGUAACUUUUACAAUGAAAAAUAUUCCCUUUAUUAGUGGAAUUGACAUUACCUAUUUAUUUAUAAUAAGAAUUGACCAAAUGUUGUUUAAGAUUGAAUACCUAUAUAAUAGAUACCUAGGAUUUGUAAAUAAUUUCUUAGAUAAAGUCAGUAAGACGGUAUGUAUAGUAUAACUGUGUAAAUACAAGUUGUAUUUGCAAAUUUUAUUGUAAAUAUGCAAUUAUACCGUUAUAGAAAAUUGUUUUUUAAUUAAUAACGAUCAGUUAUAAAAUGAAUUCUUUAGUUUUAUUCAUACGGAAUGUUCCAUGCGGUGCGCUCACAGAUGAGACAAAUUUUUGUGAUCAUUGUUGAUGAAAAAAAUGAAAGUGUAAUUUCGAUUAUAUGAGUUGUAGUAUUUUUCA